Molecule: messenger RNA, 201 nt
Organism: Phaeoacremonium minimum UCRPA7
Lineage: Eukaryota; Fungi; Ascomycota; Sordariomycetes; Togniniales; Togniniaceae
Product: putative h aca ribonucleoprotein complex subunit 3 protein
Exons: 2
Coding region: 1-201 (66 amino acids)
Biological process (GO): positive regulation of telomerase RNA localization to Cajal body; rRNA pseudouridine synthesis; ribosome biogenesis
Cellular component (GO): box H/ACA snoRNP complex; box H/ACA telomerase RNP complex
Molecular function (GO): telomerase RNA binding; box H/ACA snoRNA binding
Source: RefSeq, a predicted model, not a curated record
AUGCAUCUGAUGUGCAACGUCGACGCCUCGGGCAAGCGUGCCUACACCCUCAAGAAGAUCCUCGAGGGCAAGGUCACCAAGUCUGCCCACCCGGCUCGCUUCUCCCCCGACGACAAGUGGUCCAAGCACCGUGUGCUACUGAGGAAGCGCUUCAACCGCCUGCUUCCUGGUCAGGGCGACGCCGAGUUCAAGGGACAAUAA